AUUUUUUUUCCUGCUUUAAGUAUCACCACCCAUGGUUCCAUUCAUAACCCAGGGUGCUCUAAGGUUACUCACCAACCAGACUUCUAUUUAUAAGCCAUCUCGCUGCUCUCGCAAUUUCAGCCGUUUGUUUCGAGCACCACAACAAACUCUCCCUCCUCUCUACUUUCACUCCUCUGUAAUGAGUCACCGACUCCAAAGCAUCACUACAUUUAACCUAAUAACUUGCCGGAACAUUACUAGCUUUUCUAAACUAGGUUUACUUCCGUUUCCCAUCAAAACCAGGGUUUGGUCUUGUAAGAGUAGCUACAGAACUGGAGUUGAAAUGGAAAAACCGAAUUCUGUUAAAGCUUUCGAUGUUGUAAUUAAUGAACCCGUUUCUCUAAACAAGAAGAAAGCUGCAAUCCGUAAUGCCGGUCCAGCAAAACUCCAGAUAAUUGCUGAUUUUGAUGCUACGCUGACGAGGUAUUGGGUCGAUGGAAGCCGAGGCAAUAGCAGUCAUGGCUUAUUGCAGCAGGAGAAUCCAGAGUUUGAUCUCAAGAGGGAGGAAUUAUUUAGAUAUUAUCAUCCAUUGGAGUUCUCUCCUACACUUUCCAUUGAAGAAAAAACAAAGCUCAUGGAAGAGUGGUGGGAGAAAACGCACUCACUUCUUAUUGAGGGAGGUGUUACUUAUGAUGCCAUAAAGAAGUCUGUGGCUAGUGCAAACAACAUAGCUUUUAGGGAGGGGGUAGUUGAACUAUUUGAGAUUUUAGAGGAGAAAGGAGUGCCAGUUCUUAUAUUCUCUGCAGGGCUUGCAGACAUCAUUGAAGAGGUCUUGCGGCAGAAACUUCAUAGGUCUUUUAAAAAUGUCAAGGUUGUAGCAAAUAGAAUGGAAUUUGAUCAAAGUGGUCGCCUCACGUCUUUCAAAGGGAAAACAAUCCAUGUUAUGAACAAGAAUGAGCAUGCUCUCGAUAUGGCUGAACCUAUUCAUGACCAUUUGGGUGAUACUGAUGGACCACCUGAAGACACUGCCGCAGUAAAGAAGAGGACCAAUGUCCUCCUUCUUGGGGAUCAUAUUGGAGAUCUGAGAAUGUCUGACGGUUUAAACUAUGAAAACCGAAUAUCUGUAGGAUUCCUGAAUGACAAUAUUGAAAAGUCACUUGACAGUUACAAGAAAGCAUAUGAUGUUCUGUAUCUGAAUGAUGCUUCCAUGUUGGGGGUUGUUGAGCUUGCUACUCAGCUCUGUUCAUCUGAAGGUGACUGAUCUUCAUUUCAAUGUUAGAGGAUUGUUGCAGAACAGUGCUUAUUAACUCUAAACGCACACAUAGUGAUAUCUUAAGUUCUUAUAAUUUUUGAAGCUAAAUCAGAUGUAUUCAAAAAAUUAGUUUUGCAAGGCAAUAUCACAGAGGGGUUAUUUUUGAGAAUUUUUGAGCUCCCUUGUUGAUUCUGAGUUCGAUAAUGCGGUUUACAGGAGGAAUUUGAAGACUUAUUCCUGUAUUUGCCUCUUUAAAUUUCUUUUCAUUUCA
Papaver somniferum (opium poppy) is the source of this 1502-nucleotide messenger RNA. Its product is annotated as 7-methylguanosine phosphate-specific 5'-nucleotidase A-like. NCBI's taxonomy places the organism in Eukaryota, Viridiplantae, Streptophyta, Magnoliopsida, Ranunculales, Papaveraceae. Gene Ontology annotation, cellular component: cytoplasm. Gene Ontology annotation, molecular function: magnesium ion binding; 5'-nucleotidase activity. The record is from RefSeq and is a predicted model, not a curated record. Bases 32 to 1240 code for a protein of 402 amino acids. The transcript is spliced from 10 exons.